AUGUUUCAACAAGACGGCGUCGAUUCGACCAGGUACUUUUGGAUGAAAGUCAGCUAUGAUCAUACGGUGAUCAGAAUCAAUGCAGACGCCACGCCUGACGUGAGUCACGGGACAGAAGAAACAGCCCCUCUGGGGUUCAACGCCAAACUGGAGUGGCAGGACAAAACCUUACCAGACUCAUCGGCGUCAGUGUUGAAUCCCCGGGUUGUCUCUACGGCGCCGCCGCCGCCUGUUUACUCGUUCAGCCACGCGUACGAAAUCAUAAACCCCCUAAAGGAAUACCCCUGCCUCUUCCGGAUAUUGAUAUUCAAUGCCUGUGUGGCGUUCCUGCUUCUGCCGACCGGCUUAACGUGCAAUUGCUUCUCGGACUUCUGCCCGUACUACACCGGCGUCUGGACGGCUCUGUUGUUGUUCAUAACCGUUAUUCUUGGCAUAGUGGCGGUCAGAACCGACAGAACGAACCUGUUCGUCGCCUUACUUGUCCUCGCCGUGCUGUCGACAGUCGCCUGCAUCAUCUUGGGUGUGUUCAGCGUGCUGAACUGGCUGAAAGUGGGCGACCCUGAAGACGUGAGUCACAUUUGUCUGCUGCGGCAUUACGACGCCGAUCGACUCAGCUACAUUUACCGAUUCCAGACGAAAUACGACUUCGACUCUUGCGUGAAGAAUGUGAAAAUGGGACUGUCGUUGAACGCCGUCAUGAUUCUCCUGGCUGCCACUGAAAGUAAACGUUUGUCUAAUAUUAGAAUGGGAUACGUCUGUUUUUGA
Molecule: messenger RNA, 765 nt
Organism: Soboliphyme baturini
Lineage: Eukaryota; Metazoa; Nematoda; Enoplea; Dioctophymatida; Soboliphymatidae
Source: the annotation of a GenBank genome assembly